Molecule: messenger RNA, 2060 nt
Organism: Xenia sp. Carnegie-2017
Lineage: Eukaryota; Metazoa; Cnidaria; Anthozoa; Malacalcyonacea; Xeniidae
Product: arylsulfatase B-like
Exons: 1
Coding region: 350-1858 (502 amino acids)
Source: RefSeq, a predicted model, not a curated record
UUAUAGAACUCAAUGAAGCUAACCACGUACGCAUAAUUCAACAAGCAACUACAAACACGAGUAUCACAUUUCAUAAGCAAAACUAAAAAGAAAAAGAUAUCGUAAUAUCUUGGAUUACAAAACGAUAAAAGGAAAAAGAAAAGGGAGACUGGCAACCGGCAAAUACCAUUGAGUUCUAUAAUACGUUAUAGAACUCAAUGGCAAAUACUCCAUUCAAACCUACCCAGCACAAGCCAACCACGUACGCAUAAUUCAACAAGCAACUACAAACACGAGUAUCACAUUUCAUAAGCAAAACUAAAAAGAAAAAGAUAUCGUAAUAUCUUGGAUUACAAAACGAUAAAAGGAAAUGCUUGUGCUUGAAUUGUUUCUAUUAUUACAUGUAUUGCCUUUGGCAAGAGGAGGUAAACAGCCAAAUAUUUUGUUUAUAUUUGCUGAUGAUUAUGGUUUUAACGAUGUUGGUUAUCAUGGUUCCGAGAUUAAGACACCAGUACUUGAUAAACUUGCAAAAGAAGGUGUCAUUCUUGAGAAAUAUUAUGUUCAACCAAUUUGUACGCCAACAAGAUCAACAAUGUUGACGGGAAGAUAUCAAAUUCAUACUGGUUUACAACACGGUGUAAUUUAUCCUGCGCAACCGAACUCUAUUCCUCUUGAUGAAACAAUUGUCGCAGAGAAAUUAAAACAAAGUGGCUACAAGACUCAUAUAGUCGGCAAAUGGCAUAAUGGUUUUUAUAAAAAAGAAUGUAUGCCAACAUACAGAGGUUUCGAUACAUUUUUUGGAUAUCUUAAUGGAGCUGAAGAUUAUUAUACACAUUCGGCAAGUUUUGGAUAUCCCAAAAUACCAUUUAAUUUUUGGAAAGGUUAUGAUUUGCGUAGAAAUGAAUCAGUAAGUACAAAAGAAAAAGGUGAAUAUUCCACAUUUAUAUUUACAAAAGAAACUCAAAAGAUCAUCAGGAAUCAUGAUACUAGUUCUCCUAUGUUCUUAUACUUGGCAUUUCAAGCUGUUCAUUAUCCUUUGCAAGUUCCAGAACAAUAUAUCAAACCAUAUGAAGGGAUUAAAGACACCAACAGACGUAUUUAUGCUGGAAUGGUGUCAGCUAUGGAUGAAGCCAUAGGCAAUAUAACACAAACACUCAAAGAAAAAGGAAUUUGGAACAACACUAUCUUGAUAUUUAGCACUGAUAAUGGUGGUCAAGUGUAUCAAGGAGGAAAUAAUUGGCCAUUAAGGGGUUGGAAGGGAUCAUUAUGGGAAGGAGGUAUACGUGGAGUGGGAUUUGUCAAUAGUCCUUUGUUAGCAAAACCAAAAAGAGUCUCAUAUGAAAUGAUUCAUGUUUCUGAUUGGUUUCCAACAUUGGUAAAGUUAGCUGGAGGUGAUUUAAAUGGCACCAAACCUUUGGAUGGUUUUGAUGUUUGGGAAACCAUCAACACAGGUGAGCCUUCCCCAAGGAAUGAAAUCUUGCAUAAUAUUGAUCCAGUUAAGACUCCAUGGUCUAGUUACACCAGUUAUAAAUGGUGUCCACAGGCAGCGUUACGUGUAGGAGACUGGAAACUACUUACAGGUUGCCCAGGAGAUCCACGAUGGAUUCCUCCGCCAAAUGCAAGCUUUAACUUCAGCAAAGAGAGAGAUUUCCGCGGCAGGAAUAAGUUGUUUUUGUUCAACAUAGCAGAAGAUCCAGAAGAACGACAUGAACUAUCUUCAAAGUUUCCAGAAAAAGUUAAGGAGUUAUUGGCCAAACUUCAAGAAUACAAUAAUACUGCAGUACCUGUGAAAUACCCUAAACCUGAUCUUGCUUCAAAUCCUGCAUUCUUUAAUGGUGUCUGGUCACCUUGGAUUGUUUCCAAACACAUAAAGGUGUAAAAUACAGUGGAUGUCAAACGAACUUUUAUACAAUUUUCAGUUUCGUUCUGUGAUGACGGUAAACAAACUUUAAACUCUACAAGAUAUCUAUCUCUACUUGAUUCGUGAAAAAUAUAUUAUUAAUUUAAACAUUAAAAUCUGCUAAGGUAAAAUGGCAUUUCCAGCAAUGAAAAUAUUAUCUACUACUUUUUGAUUCACGAAA